Sinocyclocheilus grahami is the source of this 2219-nucleotide messenger RNA. Its product is annotated as zinc finger protein 827-like. The record is from RefSeq and is a predicted model, not a curated record. Lineage: Eukaryota; Metazoa; Chordata; Actinopteri; Cypriniformes; Cyprinidae. The coding region runs from base 49 to 2109 and encodes 686 amino acids. The transcript has 8 exons. Gene Ontology annotation, cellular component: nucleus. Gene Ontology annotation, biological process: positive regulation of transcription by RNA polymerase II.
AAUAACAAAGAAGCUUGCCACCAGAACGUCAUAGUGAAGGCGGAACCUAUGGAAGUGGACCCGCCCCUAGAAUUGGCCCCACCCUCCUCUCAUCGACUGGGCUUCAGCAUUUCAGGGGCAUGUGAGAAGAAGGAACCAAUGGUCAACCUCCCAGAUCCUUUGCCCCGUCCCCAAAAUGACCUCUUCUCCCAGGACAUAUCAGUCAAAAUGGCCUCUGAGCUGCUUUACAAACUGUCUGAAAAAGUAAGUAAAGCUAAUGAAAACAAAGACAAUGCAUCCUUCAGUAUACACAGCCCUUUCCUAGACGACCGCUUUAGACAAUCACCUUUCAGCACGCGCUCCAAGAGCUCUUCCCCAGCUGAAGCUGGAUCUUCAAGUAGGGUUACCCAGCAAGAUCCAGAGAAGGUGAGUAGUGAGCCAGGAAAUGGACUUGCCCAAUGGAGACUCAACGAACAGCUCUUUCCCUGCCCUAUAUGUGGCAAAGUAUUUGGUCGCCAACAGACUCUCUCCAGGCAUCUCUCCCUACACACAGAAGAGAGGAAGUAUAAGUGUCAUUUGUGUCUGUACGCGGCUAAGUGCCGAGCCAACCUCAACCAGCACCUCACCAUCCACUCAGUCAAACUGGUGAACACAGAUGCCGAGCAGAUUGUUACCGCUGUCAUCAAUGAAGGCCAAGAGCUCAAAAACUGCCCCUACUACUACAGCUGCCACGUCUGCGGCUUCCAGACAGAGUUUAAUGCUCAGUUUGUCAGACAUAUGUCUCUUCAUGUAGACAAAGAGCAGUGGAUGUUCUCUCUCUGCUGUAGCACCUGUGAGUAUGUGGGUGUGGACGAGGCUGAGAUGAAAGCUCACAUCAGUGCAGGGCACGCAGGUUUCAAUUCCAGAAGCCCUCUCAGUGAGACCAAGAGCACUUCCUCCUCUCUCUCAGCCCUCAGCGACUCCCUCAACAGCUCUGAAGGUGGAGAUGUUGCCCAAGGUAACGAAGAACUAAAAAGCCUUUUGGCCCCGCCUUCUUCUGCGGGCAGUCAAUCAAUCUCAGGCCCAGGAACAGAGGAAAAAACAGAGAAAGGCUUUGAAUGCGUCUUCUGCAACUUUGUAUGUAAAACACGACCUAUGUACGAGCGGCACCUACAGAUCCACCUGAUCACGCGCAUGUUCGAGUGCGAUGUCUGCCACAAGUUCAUGAAGACACCCGAGCAGCUCCUGGAGCACAAGAAGUGCCACACCGUCCCCGCUGGAGGGCUCAAGUGCCCUCUAUGCAUCUACUCCACCAACAGGCCAGCCGCCAUGGAGGGCCACCUGAAGAUGCACUACAAGAUGGAGUAUCGCUGCCGCAUCUGCCAAGCCAUGUGGGCCAAUCAGGCAGAGCUGGAAAGGCACACGCGCGCUCACCGCCUGGGCAACCACUACAAGUGCGAGCAAUGCGGCUACCUCUCCAAAACAGCCAACAAGCUCAUCGAGCACAUGCGUGUGCACACCGGCGAGCGGCCUUUCCACUGCGACCGCUGCAGCUACAGCUGCAAACGCAAGGACAAUCUCAAUCUCCACAAGCGGCUCAAGCACGCACCGAGACAGACCUUCGGUUGUGCCCAGUGCCCAUUCACCACCACUCACCCGUUCGUCUACAGCCGCCACAUUAAAAAGCACCAAGGCGGGGAGGGGAGCGCCGAGGAAGGUGAGGCUCGGCCAGGUACGCCACGUCUGGGCCUUUUGGAUCGAGGAGGGAGCAGCAGUGAUAGCGGGAGCACCAGUCCGCUCAUGAACCUGUCCGCCUCUCAAGCCUUGCAGUCCGUCGCCCUGUCAAUCACCACCAAGCGGCAAGAUGGCACCCCUACCACGCGCUACCUCUCGGCCAACGGCACGUUCUCCACACUGGCGACCCGCUACUUGGAACAGUACAGGAACUGUGACCUGGCUCACCUCAUCCCCCUCACCACGCUCUUUACGGCCCGCCGCUUCACAUUCCACAGCCCCUCGCCCUCAAACUCCUUUCUGCCCUUCUCGGCAUUCUGGUCCAACUCGUCCUCGCAGUCGCCGCCCUCUCCCACGUCAUUCAAACACUCCUUCCUGGCAUACCUGGGAUUGACAGAGAGAGCUAAGACCAUUUGACCAUCCUCGUCCUUUCUUCUCCUUCACCCGCCGUUGCCCUGUAUCAUCAGCCACCGAAGCCACUAACUGUUCCACAGGCAGACUAAAAUACUGCCCUAAAGAGUAGUAAU